Molecule: messenger RNA, 13322 nt
Organism: Amoebophrya sp. A120
Lineage: Eukaryota; Dinophyceae; Syndiniales; Amoebophryaceae
Source: the annotation of a GenBank genome assembly
AGCUCCUGUUCUGCCUGUGUUUCGAAUAAGUAGCGAUCUGUACUAAGAAAACUACAUUAAAGCAAACCAGUAGUACCAACGCCAACCUCGUCGGAACAAGUAGUUUUCAUUUCAUUUCAACCUUGGUCGAUUACGGGACUUCCCCCUUACCUAUAAGCGUUGAUGUUCCUCAACUAGUUAGCCAUGCUCUGGUCAGUGUGGAGAACACGAGCCACUCCUCCCCUUGUUGGGGAUGGGGACACCGACACCUCCAACUCUACUUCUUGACUCAUCCUUUUCCUUUCACCCCCGAGCCCGACCCCCUCUAUUUGAAUAAAGUUUCCCACACUCCACGUCAACAUGUUCGAGUCGGUGGUCGACGGGCUGCUCCAGACGUACCUGGCCCCGUACGUGGAGGGGCUGAACUCCGAGACGCUGCGGAUCGGAAUUUUCAGUGGGCAGAUCGAGCUCAAGGCCUUGAAGGUCCGCAAGAACUUUUUUCAGCUGAUCGGGGUGGACAGCCUGCGCGUCAUCAAUGGCGAGAUCUCCAGCAUUCGGAUCGAGCUCCCCAGCUGGCGCGAGCUCACGUCCGGACAGAUCAAGAUUUUGGUCAGCGGCGUCAAGGUGGCGCUCCGGGCGCUGCACGGGUCCACCGAAACCACCCUGGAGGAGGACGUCGAGGCGCUCCGGCAGUCGCGGAAGCAAACCAUUGAGGCCCGGGAGCAAAUGCUUCUGAAAGAGUACGAGCAGCGGCAGCUGCGGGGGCAGGACGGGGAGAACACCGGGGAGAGCCUGUCGUUCUUCGCGAAGGUUGGGCGACGCCUGUUGGAUAAUCUGUUGAUCGAGGUCACCGACCUGAGCUUCACGUUCAUCGACACAGUGCGGCGCGUGGACAUCGGCGCGGAUCUCCCGAGUCUCCUCGUCCGCUCCACGAACGAAAAAUUCGAAGUGUUAGAGCCUGGGGCGGGAGGUAUGUCUACUUGGUUGAUGAAUGGUUCAUCUCAGUCUUCUUUUUCGAAUGCUGAGUGAGAUGCUUUGUUUUCUUAGUACUUCAUGAUCUUUGCGUCUACUCAUGUCCGCCUGAAAAUAAAAAACAAAGUGAAUCAACUUUCUGAAAAAAAACAAAAUUUCACCAGGCGACGAUGCUGCCGAAGCCACGACCACAAGUCCGCUGUUCAAACUUCUGGAAGUCAAUGGCCUUGCCCUGUGGUUUACGGAUGCCUCGCAGCGCUCUAGCGAAAAAAUCAACGAACUGCGCGACGAAUUGGAGAAGCCCGAGGAAAAACAGUACAUGCUGAAGCCCUGCCGCUUAGCCCUGAAGCUUGCCCACGAGCCCGCCAAGGGCAUGCUCCGGCUGCUCAUCGACUUCACGGGCGCAAGAAAACACAAUCCAGAAGCGGAGAGGAAUAAGAAGGCGGGGCUGAUGGGAAAGCUGAUGGCAAAGGCUGGCAAUGCUCUAGGUACAACUAUUGCGACAGGGUCUCAGGGGGAGAAAAUUUUUGGCGACCAUGCGGACGACGACGAGGAGGAUAGCGAUCUGUAUCAGGAAAACGGUCUGUCGAUGACGCGAUCCCAAUUCGUGGCGAUCAUGCGUAUGGUGACAAAAAACACCCGAGAUGCGGCGAAGGUGCAGGACGCUCUGACACCCCCGGAGGUGCUGGAGAAAUUCCCGCUUGCGCACCACAGGUACGCGCAGGAGUACAUGUUCUUGUAUGGCACGAAGCUCAUGCGGGAGUACAAACUUCCCCCGAAUUUGCGACGAGUCAUCACCAGAAACGCGCAUCGGUCGCUGAGAAAGGAAGACGCUACUUCGACGGCCCCGACCGACGCCGGACUGAACGAAGCCGCCGCCGCCGCGCAGGACAACGCCGCGUUUCAAGAUGCUCUGUCUUCCUCGGAAAAUGAAGAAGAGGAAGACGUCAACGAGCUGGACGAUAGCGCCGCGAUUGAGGAAAAACUAGCCUUGUUCGAGGAUGUGAUGAGCGCUUACCACAUCGCAAAAUGGCGAGCUGCGAUCAGGCAAGCUGUGAUCAAAACGAAGCAGAUCGUCGAGAAAUCGUCAUCCGCCGCCGCGUCUGCCCGAGAAAAGGAAGAGCAGAAGAAUCAGAGCUGGUGGGGGUGGUUUACGGGAAAGACGAAAGAGCGCGGCUCGCAGGCCGGGGUUGCACUCGAAACAGAAGAGCAGUGGCGGAAGCGGAUCGCCGAGCAGGAUAAAUUAGCGGAGGAAGUGUUGCAAAACUUGCACAAGGAAGUGGAAACCGUGGCCGAAGUGGAGCUGCCGAGCCGGAUUGUGGUCGGUUUCCAGUGCGCACAGUUUAGCGCGGUCCUGACGGAAGAUUUGCCGAGCAAGCUGCUACAGCGGAACAAGCAUUUGUCGACCAAGUCGCGCGAUCUGCUCCGCGGCAACUUCACCGGGGCGUCUUUCAUGCUCGGGCUGAACACGAAGCUGGACUGCCGCGGCAACGAUGGGACGGAGCUGAUCAUCAUGGUCGGUGGCGAAGCCAUAGACGCCACGCACUACGGGAGGCCGGUGAUUCGCACCAGAAGAAAAAAACAGACCAAGCGCCAUCACGGGGGCGGCCUGCGGACGCAGAAAGCGCGGGACUUCUCCACCCAAAAGUUGUCGCAAAAGCUGUCCGGGUACUCCAGCCCACAACUUCAGGGCCCUCCGUCGGCGACAGCUCCACACCAGAACAAUUUGGCGUCUCAGGACACAGCCUUCUCUGACGACGAAUACGACGUCUGGGGCGACCACGACCUGCAGACCCCGGGGCGCUCUACCCCCGAAGAAAUCCCGUCCCCACGCACGGGGCAGCUGAAACCGAUGGUCAUGAAAAAGCGGGCGAACAAGUACAUCCUGGAUGAUUUGGAGGCCGCCAUGAUCACCGCCUUUGCGACGCAGGAGAGCGACAUGCAGUCGCUUCGGGAGGACUUGAAGCAGCGGGGCAGGGAAGCGGGUACGUUCAUCCUGUUCAACAAACUCGGCACCGACCGCAACGUCAUGGGCCUGUCCUACGAAGCCGUCCCGGUGGGCUUCUUUCUUCGCCCGCUGAUAGUGCCAAGCAUCGUUUCUUUUUUCGACGUCAAUGACGAAAUCGUUCAGGUGCUGGGCCCGGAUCCAGCACACUUGGCGGAACAGCAGCAGCAUAAGGAACAACAGGAUAACGACCUUACGGACCACGUCAAUUCCGGAACCACUUCUGCUGGAGUAGCAUCAAGCUCGACUCCUCUACUGCCCUCAGGUGCGCUGAAGAAAACUUCUCCGCUCGGGGCGGCUGCAAUUUCUAUGUCCGAAAGCGGUGCUGCUGCCUCGUCCAGCAGCACGAGGCAAACCCGAAACGAGCACGCAGAGCUGAUGGAGCAACGGCUCGACACGAUCGAUUACUACCUGAAUUACGCCACCCAGGCGUACGCGAACAACAAGGAGGAGGUGUUGAAGCGCAUUCCGGACGCGAUGGACUUGUACUUCUCACUGAAAUCCCCAACCGUUGAGUUCGCGACCGAAAAUCGUGCGACCGCGUCCUUCAAACUGGGCAACAUGCUGUUCUUCAGCCCCGUCCCUUUUGCCAUGGACAAGGCGCAGUUCCAGGUGUUCAUGAACGACACCAGCUUGAAAGUGACCACGCCCCGGAAGGAACGGCUCUACGUGCUGAAGCCCGUCCCGAUUUCGGCGACCAUCCAGACCGACAUGAGCGUCAACACUUUGGUCAACGUCAGCGUCGGCCGGUGCGAGCUCCACGCGGCGCCGCAGGCCGUAUUGAUCUUGAUGGCCCUCCCGAACAUGAUCACGUCUGCGGUUUUAGACUAUUCCGCCCCGGUGGCGGCUUCGGCCGGAGCAGUAAAGCCGAACAGCAGACCGCUUGCGAUCGAAUCCUCCGCGGUCUCCUCUGGGAUGGGUUCCAACGCCACGACCGCAGCCGCAGUUGCGCGGGGCGAGAAGCUGGGGACGAUUGAUGAAGGUGGGAGAACAAAAGCUGCUCCGCGGCGCGCGACAGCUGCGGCACCCGCGCUCGCCGGCUUAGUUUACAACAAGGUACGGGAGCGCUUCACCGAGAAUAUCAGAAAUGAAGAUAGGGACGCUGCUGGUAACAAGCGACUCCGCGUGCACCGGGCAGUCUCCACCGCAACGCCGGACGAGCUGGAGGGCAGAGCCAGUGACGUUGUGGAUCAGCUGGACGAGUUCGAUCGCAUGCCCUCGGAGGCUACGGAGAUGGUUGCCGACCAGGAGGGUCUGGUGGAAGAACCCGAUGCCGCUCCAGAGAUGAACACGAUGGUUACGGUCGGUGUGGAGAGGAUCCUCGUUACGCUGGGCGACACUGUGAUCCCCGUGUUGCAGACCCAAAUCCGCCUUCCGGACCUCUUAUACCACGCAAAGGGACUCUCCUAUUCGGUUUUGACGGAGAAGGGAUUGUUUAUGGACGUCAGUAUGUACAACACGCGAAACGGGUGCUGGGAGCCCUUGCUGGAACCCUUCUGCUUCAACGAACUGAGUUUGAAAGUGGAAAACAAGAUGGUUCUCACCUUAUCCGGCACACACCGACCCUUCUACUUGAACUUCUCACCUACGUCGGUCGCAAAGCUUUCCUGGUUCGCACCCUGGUUCCUCGGGGAGGUCUUCGGCACGUCUCCUGCAGCCACCGAGGAGGCCCGCCUGCAAAAGUUGCGCUCGCAGUUGUCCGGGCUGGGACCAUCGAAAGGGUCCAUGUUCCAGGACGUUCUGAUGCUUGAGCAGCCCAGUGCCGCCUUGGAGGCCAAGAAGUCGAUGGGCCUGGGCUCUAUCCAUUCGGAUAACUCCUCCCGGGACACGCGAGAUGGCGAUAGCAGAAUGACCGGCGGUUUUGAUUCGGUGAUUUCAAACGGAGACGAGAGUGACGGGCUCGGAAGUAGUCGCUUCCAGUCGCUUUCCUCUAACACAACGUCAAAUGCAGCAGCUAGCCUCGAGCCCGGCUCGACCGUGCCCGCUUCGUCGACAACCGGUGUUGAUUCGAUCCUCGCCUCUGUUGCCGGCGGCAACAACGCCGCACAGCACGUCCGCUUCGAUGUGAAGGCUUUAGAGGACCACGACGAACUCACGAGCGAGGAGGAACAGCAGCAGAAAACCCCGAUGCACUUGUAUCAGUCCCUGAUCUUGUCCUUGCACCCAACCUCCUACCCGGCGUUGGUCCGCUCGCCCUACCAGGACAUCGAGGACGCCUCCCUGCUGAGCUGGAACACGACCCGAUUUCGCUGCAUCAACGUGCUGCCCUUCACCGUCGCUGUGCGCUUCUUCCCCGCGGCUGACACCGCCGUGUCCACCGAUCGGUCGGAUCAAGACAGGUCCAGCUCGCGGCCGAGCGGAUAUUCGGGCUCAAGAACAUCGAAGAAGCACGAUCGCAAUCAGACCAUGUACAAGACGCAGUUUGGCCAGAUGUCUACGCGUCGGGGAGGCGAGACCACGCCCGGAGUUGGUGGCCAGACCACGGUGCGUGGCGGGGCUUUUGACCUGGACAUAGAUGCGCUGAUUGAACUCCUGCCGCCGCGGAUGCCGGGAGAGGCAGAAACCCUGCUGAUUUCCCCGGUUCGCGGGCCUCGGGACUGGGCCGCACUGGACCCGGGUAUUUUGCCGACGUUGGCGGAGAGCCUGGACUGUCGGUUGGUGAAAGCUGCCGAGAAUACCGUGAAGGUUCAGCACUGGCGAAACCACAUGGACCACGCCGCGACGGCGUUGCUGACGCCCACCGGCGCAGUGACACCGGGGACAAAAGAGGUAGACGGCAGCGAGCCCGGCACUCCGAAACCCGGUGCCGUUGCACCCACCGGAAGCGACGAAACAAGCGGCACGGAGGGCGGUCUUUCCGCACGCCACCAGCUCAAAGCGCAGCGCGCGGCAGGCGUGUCGCCCGAGGCGCUCGGCAAAGCCAUCGAGGCCGCUAGGAGGCAGCAAGACACAGCUCCCGACGGAAAUAAAGUAGAACAAAACAAAAACAAACGCGUAGGGGGUGUUAUGGCGCGCCGUCAUCGUUUGUCCGUCUACCAGCAGGGUGGCAUGGAAUUUGGCAACAGCGUCGAGCUGAAAAACAUUUGCUUCGUUGCCCGCAUGCUCGCACCAAAAGCGUCCCACAAGGUGAUGGUGCUCUCCAGUUCCGUAACGCUGCACAACCAUUUGUCGGUGCCCUGCCGCAUGAAAAUGAACGGGGAGAACGCACAGCUGAACAGUUUAGUCAGUAAAUGCUGCUUCCUGGACGAAGCGGCGGCGCUCGAGCGCAACACGUACCCGCGGAAGAGCUUCUACGAAAAGCACGUGCAGAUGGACCUGCAGAAGCAGGAGAAGGACUGCCCCGUGAAAAAGUACCUCAACCCCGAGGAAUACCUGUCCGUGUGUUCCAACGAAGUCCAGUUUCGCAUUUUCGACUUCGCCUGGUCCCCGAUCGUCGACCUGGCCCGCAAGCCGCAACAGAACGAAAGCCGCUGGUGCGUCGGCGUUUUCAACCUGCCCAAAUCCAGCAAGGACGCGAAACUGAACGCCGAGAGCCCGAGUUUCAACUUUCUGCUCGCCCGCGAAGAAAUUUUGUCCGGCCCGCCAAUGAACAAGCCGAUCCGUGAGAUCCACAUGCUCCCGGCGCUGGUCUUCGAGAACGCGCUGCCCUGCCGCCUGGCGAUCGUGAUCGAGGAGGUCCGGAUUCGCGGCGGCAAGGACCGAUAUAAACCGGAGGACCUGGACGAGGACGGAAAUCCAAUAAAGCAGAAGCGGGUGCGGGUGGAGACGUUUGUGGACCCUUUGUCCGUCUGGCACUGUUACGAAAUCGAUCCGCGCUGCUACGUGCAGCUGCAUGUGCGCGUGUAUGAGGGCGAGAAUGCGAAGCAGAAGAACCCGAAGAUAAAGCUCCCCCCGUUUUCCCCCUACGUCGAAGAGUCGCGCCGCCGUCAGCACUUGGCCGCACAGAAGCGCGCCAAGGCGGAAGCAUCCGCGGGGAACGAGCGGGCGAAAGCGGGCGUGUAUGGCGCAGACCAACAGGCGUCGGAGGACGCGAAAAAGACGGAAGAGAGCAUCAACCGACACGUCGAGGUCGCGUUCGAGCACGCCGGCAUGAGCCCCUUCCAGGCCGUCGCGAGGCUGGGGCUGCGGACGAAAGUUUUCUGCCCGAUUUGGAUGGUCAACCGGACGGAUCUGAAACUUCCGAUAGACGCCUUUCCGUCCUUUGGCGGGAACACGUUGCUGGGAAACGUUAUAUUGGGUGAGGACGAGAAAGCAGAAGACGACCAUGAGAAGCAGCUCCUGCACACGCUCGACAUCGCGGGCCGCUCGGUCGAGCUCCCGGCGGAAUACUGUGUGCUGGACCGGGGGGUGAAUCUCUGCGUGCAGGCACACACCUUCACCGUCAUGGGCACGCUCUGCCAGAUGUUUCACCUUCUCCCCCGCCUGAUCUUCCAUAACAAGAGCGAGCAGGCGACCUUUGAAAUCCUCCAAGUGCCAACAAAAGAGCUGCCUCAGAUGCUCCGGGUGAAGGAAGAGAAGCGCGCAGAGGAGCUCGUGGCCCAGAUGGAGAACAAGCUGGCAAAGCGAUCCGUGUUAGUCAACGAGCGCAACACUUUCACCCUGGCCCCCGGCGGCAUUUACGUCCCGGCCCAAGACCUUGUGGCCGUGCGCUUUCGGGUCCAGGGAAUGAAGCACUGGAGCAGUUUGGUCGUCCUGGGCGACGACCAGGCCGGGGAUUUUCCGUUUGUGCUCGAGGGUUCCACGAUCGCGACGGUCGAAAUUUGCCCUGACCGCGGGCGGUUGGGGGUGAAUUUUUCCACCAAUAGCAGUUAUCUCGUCGAGAAUUACACGUAUGACUACUACAUGGUGAUCAACAAGUGCGUGAAGGCCGAGCCACGGAAGGAGGUGGACGCCUUUUCCGACGAGGACCAGCUGUACUUCGCCGAGUUUCUCCCGGGCGAGCAGGAACAACUCGACCAGGAGCAGCCACCUGCUAUCACGAACUACGGCUGGACCGAUCCGUUUUUCGAGGAAAAUUUGCAGCUUCCAGAAGACGAGUUCAACGCCACCAUGUCGGAUCGGCAGCGACCACCGAGCUCGGUGCUGCUCAACACCGACGACGCGCAGCACACGCCGGGCCCGGUUGACCAGCGCUGGCUGGUGGACAUCGAAAUUCGGGCGCGCGAACGGAACGUGCUGAUCGACCGCAUGCAGAUCUACGCGUACGAGGCAGCCACCUAUCACAUGAAGCCAGUGAGUCUGGAAAAACCGGAGGUGGUUGUUGCGAAUAACAAGGCUGGCAAAAAGAACAUAAAAGACAAUAUCCUCAAGGCCAAAAAAGGCUCGAAGCAGGCUCCUAAAGUGGAACGCAAGUCCGACCCGCUGAUGCUUACAGUGACGAGAAUAGGAGCCUCCAACGUGCUCCGGCUAGAUCGCGACGAGGCGCACCACUUCGGCAGCCUCGCCUCGCGCAAACAGGAGGCCCAGAAAUUUGAAGCGCGGGUGAAUUUGAACCGCGUUGGGCUCAGCUUCAUCUCCGAGGAGCGGAAAGAAGAAUUUUUGUACAUGCAGCUGGAUUUGCUGCGCGCGGUGUACCUGCAGGAGACGGACAAGAUGACCACGCAACUGAUCAUCUCCGACAUUCAGUGCGACUGCCAGUUUCAGAGCCGCAAACGGGGGACCCUGUUCGAUCCGAAGAGCAACGUGGCGCCGAACACGCGGACGCUACUCUGGGACUCCAUCGACACGAAGCUCCCCGUGGUCUUCGGAAACCGCGGGAGCAGCACGGGCACCGUGCCCUUCCUCGAAGUUUUGAUCACCCGGACCGCGAUUGCGAGCCGCGAUUUGGUCAUCCCCGUGCUGGAGAUCAAUGUGGACGACAUGGAAAUCUCCAUCGACGACGAAAUUCUGCUCGGCUUCCAAGAGUACAUGAACAUCGACUUCUACGGCGAGCAAAUGGGCGGCGACCUGACCGCAACAGGAGCCUCCUCAACGGAGCUGAGUCGAAGCCGCGGCGACGACGAAUCUGGGGGUGGCUUCACCAGUGUCAGUGGGGGCGUCACGCCACUGCAGCAGCGAAGCAUGUUGACGCGCGGCGACGCGAGCAGAAGCGGGGUCACUAUGAUGUACACGGAGAAGCACAGCGCAGACACGAUCUUGGCACCCGUAAAAAAGUUGCCCCCACAGUUUCAAAAGUUCAUUACUCUUCAGAGUGCUGAGCAUGAUAAAGACGAGAAUUCUAGUACCGUUGACCUCGCAGCCGCAGGGCUCACGAAGCAAAAGCGCAAGACCAACCGCCAGCUGGUGUCCGCAGCGACGCACAAGCUUUUGCUCGCGAGGACGCCGCAGAUGUGCUCCUGGGCCGAGUUGCAAGCAUUCGCGAGCACGCCGAUGGUUUUGGAUCCGGGCUACAAGUUCCCGGAAGUCCCAGCGGUGUUGCAGAUUGACCAACUGCGUAUCUCCAGUAUCCGCCUGCUAAUCUGGGUGGAGCUCUUACUAGACAAUAUGGACUUCCUACCCGAGUCCGCCAAGACCGUGAUUCGCGUCCUCUCUUUCGGCAACAGCUUCACAGUCGAGCGCGGCGAGCUGAUUUUCGACGCCAUUGGCGGGCCGCCUCAGCACCUGUCCACCAGCAACGUGUACGCGACCGCCGAUGCCGCUGCCGCGGUGAAGGGCAAGGGUAAAAAGGGCAAAAAUCUUGGCUUGCUCGGUCCGGUGCAGGAGGAAAUCGCCAUCGAGUCCGACCACAGUGCGGCCGAGUCGGAGAAGCCGGAGUACGUGGUGAUUACGCCGUUCCGCGGUUCCAUGCCAGUGUUUCUGCAGGGCCUGCUCUGCGAGUACACGCGCAACCUUCUGAUCAACGUGAUGAAAAUCCUGGGCAAGUCCGGCACGCUCACCCUCGCGCGGUCGCCGUUGCAGGCCACUUCGAAGACCUUCGUGUUUUUCUCCGAUUCGCUGGGAGGACUGUUCGCCGACGGCGCGCACAUUUUCAACCACUUGACCUUUGAUCCGGAGUACAUCAGGAAUCAGAAGAAAGUCCGGGCCAUGAAGAAGGCCGAAAUCGACGGUCUCAUGGCAGGAGCAGGCGAAGCGCUGAAAUCGCUGGGCGAUGGCGCCGUAGGUUUGUUCGACAUCGUCACCAAGCCGAUCGAGGGUGCGCAAGAAGACGGCGUCGCGGGCUUCUUCACCGGCCUGGGGCAAGGGGCCAUGGGCACGCUUGUGAAGCCCUGGACAGCUCUGGGAGGGGCAAUUGCCGACGUUGGUACGGGCAUUUCCGCAGCGAUUGCCACCGAGAAGACAGCCCAGAAUAGGAAAGGGGUAAAUCUAAAUACAUUCAUAAAUCAUAUUAUAAUAGUACUCAGCAUUUUGUUUUCAUUUCACCAGGUCCAGUUCGUUGUCGUUGCUUGUGUUUGCAUGGUUUUUUCUUUUCCUAGCUUGAGAAUGUAGCUGCCACGCCAUGAACAUCCUUCAACAGCGGGAAGCAAUGAUUUCAAAAAAUCAAAUACGAAAACAGAUGGCCUUCGCACGCACCCUGAUCGAGCCAAAGCGCCUUCCCCGGUUCCUGAGCGGCAACAUGGGCGUGAUCGAGUGGUACGACCCCAUUGCCGCCCGUGUGCUCCACCAUUGCCACCUGUUUGUCAGGCACGCGGAGCUGAUGGUGCCCUUCGGACUGGUUCCCACGGCCGAAGCAGGCGCGCUUGGCGACGACGCGGCCGACGUGGACUACGGCCCGGCGAUGUACGUUCUCUUCGCGCACCCAGACCACAUUUCCUUCGCGCGCGUUCCGAUGCGGGUGGAGUACAAGAAAAACGCGAUAUCGCCGCUGGACGAUGAAGAGGAAGAGGUCAACGUCCUCACCGCGAUUGGCGAGGCCGGCGCGAACGUUUUGUCCGCGGCGUUGGUCUAUCAACUGUAAAAAUGUCUGGGUGUGGAAGAUUUCGAAACUUGUGAUGCACGUCUUGCAUGAGCCAUGAUGUCUGUGAUGCGCGCCCUAGCAUCACAUAUUUUCGGAGGGCAUCUUGAUGCCUAUUCCGCAUGACAAAUGCCCUAUGUAUCCUUGUAGCAAAACUUAUACUCCUUUUGCUACUCAUGCAGUACAGAUUUUUUUGGAAUCCAAAUGCAGCAUCACAAGUUGCAUUCUUCCAGACCCAGACACUUUUGCAAUCCAUAUGGUCCCUGCCGCGACGGCGGGAGCGCUGAUGCAGAAGACCGCCGACAUGAUUUUUGAGGAAGACGUAUCCUGUGUAAAAACGUCCCCGCCACCCCAGAGUUGUCAUGCAGAUUUGCCAUGACAGGAACAUUUGUGAUGCGCAACCCAAUGACAGGCAUUUUCAAUCGUGUUUGGGAACUUGUAAUGCCGUAAACAGGAUCAGAAGGUCGAUUUGUGAUGCGGCUUUCCUUGCUAACUUGCACUACCUUACGGACUGAAACUCGUCAUGCGUGACUCGUAAAACUCCUGGGUUUGUGUUGCAAAAUCCCCAUCCUGACUCUGGUGUGGGUACGUUUUUACUCAGGAUAAGACGACGAUGUCUACAGCCUGGCUAACGUGGCGCCCGCCGUGCGAAACCGCAUCAAGUGGCAGUGCUACCUCAACAACGUGCAGAAGGUCACAACUCAGAAGGGCGCGAUCACGAUGCGGGUGGGUGGAAAAAACCAAGACUCGAAAAAGCUGCCGCCCUUGAACUUCCUCCGCGCGGAAUGGCUCCGAAUGAAGCAACUGGUGGCGAAUCAGGGCGAGACAUUGUUGUUCUUCUGGCAGGAGUCAGCAGUGGAGCAGGAGCUGAAGUAUUCCAACUAUCAGCGGUACCGCCGAGCGAGGGAGCGCGAACUAGCGGCGCUGAACGAGGGUUGGGAGACGAUCUCCAUCGCCACAAGAUACACGGACGACGUUCCCGCGGGUUCGCCCCCUGCGAACAGGUUCGCCCCCGCAUUGCCAACGAUUCCGGAUAUUGAGGAAGAUGAGGCAGCUAGCGGGAAGGCACAGAAAAAACGGGGAAUAAAGGGUGAAGCCGAAGGCGGACCUCCGGAGCGAAUGAUGAGCAUGGAAGAUUUUCUGUCUCCGGACCGAGAGGGCGAAGACGGACAAAAUUCGGAAACAACGCUGACCACGACCGCCGCGACCGCUUCAAGUACUAGCAAACAGAUGCAACAAGGCCGCGAGGGCAGUGCGUACUUACCAGAACAAGCCGAGGGAAGUGCGUAUGACAUCUUUCCCGAGUUUCGUCAAACUACGGGGACAUCGUCGCAACAGAGCGACGACGAGAGAUCAUCUGCAGCAAGCUCUUCCAGUGUCAACAGCGGCACUAGCGAUAGUUUUUUCCCCCAGAAACUGCAGGUCAUUUCAAAGAACCCUGUCCGGGAAUCCGCAGCAGAGGCGACGCUCACCGGCAGAGGGCCCUUCAUGCUGCACCCAGGCACUGGCACGUCGUCCUCCAGCGCCACUUCGUCUGCUGCCACAAAUAAGAAGAAAAAGAGCCCGCACUUCGACUUUGCACCCAAUGCAAGGAUAAACGACCAGGAUGAGGUUGGCGGUGUGCGCGACAUCGAGGACGGUGGUGCAACUACAUCUAGCAGCUCCAGUCGCGCCGGUCAGCAACCACCUCCGAAGGGUUCUCCCCGUGCUGGCGGAAAUAAUAACGGUCACCAGCAGAUAGUCGCGACGAGCAACAAGACGAUCGAGCCACCGGACCACACGGUUCUGCGAGAAAUGCUGAAAGUGCUCCGCGGCGAGACGCAGGAGUGGAAGCGGGUUAAAGAUUCCCUAGCCAUGUUUCAUCGGGCGCAGCUGUAUCUGGAGCUCCUCCUCCCUCACAGCAGGUCUUUGACCACCGAAGACAGCGGCAGCGUGAUGACCAGCAGAAUCGUGGAGUGCUACGAGGUCGAGCGGAACAAAGUGUUCGAGUGGGGCCCGGCGUUCCUGCCCACCGACGGCGACAGCCGGUGGAAGUGGAUGUCGCUACAGAUGGAAAAGCACCCUUUUCUCGACCCCACUCUAACCAGGUCGCAGUGCAUCCGAGCGCGCAGGCCUCCCUUCGUCUUUUCCAAACUGUGGAAGCCCAAGGGACCGUGGCGAAUCGUAAAAGAUCCCAAGUUGACGGACCCGGAGGGCUGGACGUACGCAGUAAACUGGGGCAAUAAGGUCUGGACCAAGGACGAAGGUAUCGUCGACUACGUGCGGAGGAGAAAGUGGAUACGUGAAUUUCUGUAAAGAGAAGCCGCUCGUACCACCUCAACUGCUGCAGUUCCAAGAAACAGAUGAAAUACUUAAUUUAGCGGGCGCCCUUGGAGGUUUUCCAGUGUGUAAUAGUACAAGCAAAACACUAAUUACAGCGACACAGCGACACCAAUCUACUAUCAUUUCUACUUUUGUGUACCAAGAUAGAAGAAG